UUUGUGGUGCUUUUACGGUGGUGAACUUGCUUCUGCAAUCUCAGCUUUUAUCUAGCGUUCAGAACGUCGUUCAGGUUAUAGAUAACUGCUGAAGAAUCGGUGCGCGGAGUGACACAGCACGCAAAGAGACCGGAAAGGCUGGUGGUUCAAGAUGGUGGCUGUAAAACGCAUCCUUGACGAUUGAUUAGCUUUCGGGCCCGACAUGGAACCGGGGACGGACGACUUCCUACCGCCGCCAGAGUGUCCGGUGUUCGAGCCCAGUUGGGCAGAAUUUCGAGACCCCCUUGGCUACAUCGCGAAAAUCAGGCCCAUUGCCGAGAAGUCCGGCAUUUGCAAGAUUCGCCCACCCGCGGACUGGCAGCCUCCCUUUGCAGUAGAAGUUGACAACUUCAAAUUUACUCCACGCAUCCAGAGGCUAAAUGAACUAGAGGCUCAGACCAGAGUGAAACUGAAUUAUUUGGACCAGAUUGCAAAAUUCUGGGAAAUUCAAGGUUCUUCUUUAAAAAUUCCCAAUGUGGAGCGGAGGAUCUUGGACCUCUACAGUCUUAGUAAGAUUGUGAUGGAGGAAGGUGGCUAUGAAGCCAUCUGUAAGGACCGACGAUGGGCCCGAGUUGCCCAGCGCCUCAGCUACCCACCAGGCAAAAACAUUGGCUCCCUGCUACGAUCUCACUAUGAACGUAUCAUUUAUCCUUAUGAAAUGUUUCAGUCUGGAGCUAACCUUGUGCAGUGUAACACUCAGCCAUUUGACAGUGAGGAAAAAGACAAGGAAUACAAACCUCACAGCAUUCCCCUUAGACAGUCUGUGCAGCCUUCCAAGUUCAGCAGCUAUAGUCGGCGGGCAAAAAGACUACAGCCUGAUCCAGAACCCACAGAAGAAGACAUUGAGAAAAACCCAGAGCUGAAGAAGCUACAAAUCUAUGGGGCAGGUCCCAAGAUGAUGGGCUUGGGCCUCGUAGCCAAGGAUAAGACUUUACGGAAGAAAGGUUUGUUUCUGACUCUCCUAGAUAAAGAAGGGGUCGUAUGCCCCUCCACUGUUACAAUGAAGGAGGAACCGAGUGGGAACUGGAAAGUGAUGUCAGCACUGCCCAAGGAGGAUUCGAGUAACAGCCUAGAGCCCUGCACCAAUAUGACCAUGCGGCUGCGGAAGAAUCAAAGCAAUACCCAGUUUAUUGACUCAUAUGUUUGCCGAAUGUGCUCUAGAGGGGAUGAAGAUGAUAAACUUCUUCUUUGUGAUGGCUGUAAUGACAAUUAUCACAUCUUUUGCCUAUUGCCACCCCUUCCUGAAAUCCCCAGAGGGGUCUGGAGGUGCCCAAAGUGUAUCAUGGCGGAGUGUAAGAAACCCCCGGAAGCCUUUGGCUUUGAGCAGGCUACCCAGGAGUACACUUUGCAGAGCUUUGGUGAAAUGGCUGAUUCCUUCAAGGUGGACUACUUCAACAUGCCUGUUCAUAUGGUACCUACGGAACUUGUGGAGAAGGAAUUCUGGAGGCUGGUGAGCAGCAUUGAGGAGGAUGUGACAGUUGAGUAUGGAGCAGACAUUCAUUCCAAGGAAUUUGGCAGUGGUUUUCCUGUCAGCAGUAGCAAAGGAAACCUGUCCCCUGAGGAGGAGGAGUACGCAAACAGUGGAUGGAACCUGAAUGUGAUGCCAGUGCUGGAUCAGUCUGUUCUUUGCCACAUUAAUGCAGAUAUCUCAGGCAUGAAGGUUCCCUGGCUCUAUGUAGGCAUGGUAUUCUCAGCAUUUUGUUGGCAUAUUGAGGAUCACUGGAGUUACUCCAUUAACUACCUACACUGGGGUGAGCCGAAGACAUGGUAUGGUGUACCCUCACUGGCAGCAGAGCAUUUGGAGGAGGUGAUGAAGAGGCUAACACCUGAGCUCUUUGAUAGCCAACCUGACCUCCUACACCAGCUCGUCACCCUCAUGAAUCCCAACACCCUCAUGUCUCAUGGUGUGCCAGUUGUGCGCACAAAUCAGUGUGCAGGAGAAUUUGUCAUCACUUUCCCUCGAGCUUACCACAGCGGCUUUAACCAAGGCUACAACUUUGCAGAGGCUGUCAACUUUUGUACUGCUGACUGGCUGCCUGCUGGACGCCAGUGCAUCGAACACUACCGCCGACUUCGGCGCUACUGUGUCUUCUCCCAUGAGGAGCUCAUAUGCAAAAUGGCUGCCUUUCCAGAGAAGUUAGACUUGAACCUGGCUGUGGCUGUGUACAAGGAGAUGUUCAUUAUGGUGCAGGAGGAGCGACGUUUACGAAAGUCCCUAUUGGACAAGGGCAUCACGGAGGCUGAGCGAGAGGCUUUCGAGCUGCUCCCAGAUGAUGAACGCCAGUGCAUCAAGUGCAAGACGACAUGCUUCCUAUCAGCCCUGGCCUGCUAUGACUGCCCAGAUGGCCUUGUCUGCCUUUCCCACAUCAAUGACCUCUGCAAGUGUUCCAGUAGCCGGCAGUACCUGCGGUAUCGUUACACCUUGGAUGAGCUCCCCGCCAUGCUACAUAAGCUGAAGGUUCGGGCCAAGUCCUUUGACACCUGGGCUAACAAAGUGCGAGUGGCCCUAGAGGUAGAGGAUGGCCGGAAGCGGAGCUUUGAAGAGCUAAGGGCACUGGAGUCUGAGGCCCGUGAAAGAAGGUUCCCUAACAGUGAGCUGCUUCAGCGAUUGACGAACUGCCUGAAUGAAGCAGAGGCUUGUGUCUCCCAAGUCUUGGGUCUGGUCAGUGGCCAAGAGGUCAGGAUUGAAACACCACAACUGACCCUGACUGAGCUCCGGGUCCUUCUUGAGCAGAUGGGCAGCCUCCCCUGUGCCAUGCGUCAGAUGAGGGAUGUUAAGGAUUUCCUGCAGCAGGUGGAGGACUACCAAGCUGAGGCCCGGGAAGCCCUGGCCUCACUGCCACCCAGUCUGGGGCAACUGCGGUCCCUGUUGGAAAGGGGGCAGCAGCUGGGUGUGGAAGUGCCUGAAGCCCGUCAGCUCCAGCAGCAAGUGGAGCAAGCACGAUGGCUAGAUGAAGUAAAGCAAGCACUGGACCCUUCGGCCCAAAGGGGCUCCCUGGUCAUCAUGCAGGGGCUGUUGGUUACAGGUGCCAAAGUAGCUUCCAGCCCUUUUGUGGACAAGGCCCGUGCUGAGCUUCAGGAGCUGCUGACCAUUGCAGAGCGCUGGGAAGAAAAGGCUCAUUUCUGCUUGGAGGCCAGGCAGAAGCAUCCACUAGCUACACUGGAAGCCAUAAUUCGUGAGGCAGAAAACAUCCCUGUUCACCUACCUAACAUCCAGGCACUCAAAGAGGCUCUGACCAAGGCACAGGCUUGGAUUGCUGAUGUGGAUGAGAUUCAAAAUGGUGACCACUACCCAUGCUUGGAUGAUUUGGAGGGCUUGGUAGCUGUGGGCCGGGACCUACCGGUAGGGCUGGAAGAGCUGAAACAGCUAGAGUUGCAGGUACUGACAGCACACUCCUGGAGAGAGAAGGCUUCCAAGAUGUUCCUGAAGAAGAAUUCAUGCUACACAUUGCUGGAGGUGCUUUGCCCAUGUGCAGACACUGGUUCAGACAGGACCAAGCGCAGCUGGUGGAUGGAGAAGGAGGUGGGGUUAUAUAAAUCUGAUACAGAGCUGCUGGGACUUUCUGCGAAGGACCUCAGGGACCCAGGCUCCGUGAUUAUGGCCUUCAAGGAGGGGGAACAGAAGGAGAAGGAGGGAAUCCUGCAGCUUCGUCACACCAACUCCGCCAAGCUCAGUCCAUCAACCACAACCUCCAUUUGUGUGUGUGGACAGAUGCCAGCCGGGGUGGAAGCUCUACAGUGUGACCUAUGUCAGGACUGGUUCCACGGGCGAUGUGUGUCAGUACCCCGCCUCUUCAGCUCCCCAAGACCCAGUGCCACCUCAUCACCACUGCUGGCCUGGUGGGAGUGGGACACCAAAUUCUUGUGUCCACUGUGCAUGCGCUCACGGCGCCCACGCCUGGAGACAAUACUGGCACUGCUGGUAGCACUGCAGAGACUGCCUGUGCGGCUGCCUGAGGGUGAGGCCCUACAGUGCCUCACAGAGAGGGCCAUUGGGUGGCAAGGCCGUGCCAGAGAAGCUCUGGCGUCUAAGGAUGUGACUGCUCUUUUGGAACGGCUGGCUGAGCUUCGCCAGCGGCUGCAGCUUGAACCCACACCCAAGGAUCCCCAUACCUGCUCUUCAGCUGCUGUCUCUGACCCUCUCAGAGAAGGCAAUGGCAAGAUGACCAAGGUCCAAGGGUUGCUGGAGAACAGAGACAGUGUAAGCAGUCCUGAGAAGGUAGCUGCUGGGUAUGACUCGUAUAAGACAGACUUGGAACAGCUCUCCUCAGUACUGCCCCAGUUGAUUGGCCCCGUAUUGGAACUGCCUGAGGCAACUAGGGCCCCCCUGGAGGAGCUCAUGUUGGAGGGGGAUCUCCUUGAGGUGACUCUGGAUGAGAACCACAGCAUCUGGCAGCUGUUGCAAGCUGGGCAGCCUCCAGACCUAGCACGGAUCCGCACGCUUCUGGAGCUGGAGAAGCCUGAGCAUCAAGGAAGUCGGAUAAGGGGCCAGGUACUUGAGAAGCGACGGCGGCGGCAGCGGAAAGUAGAUCUGGGUAGAAAGAGUGAAUGUAUUGUUCAAGAAGAGCUGGAGUCUAAAAAGGCCCGGAGUUCACAGAUCAAGCCUGAGGAGGGCCAAGAGGAAGAAGAGUUUGAGGAGGGAACAGAUUGUGAAAAUACAUUCAUGACACCUCCUGCAGAGCAUAACCCUAUCUUGAAAGGGAACCAAAAUAACUUACAAGAGAAGGAUUCAGCUGCUACAACACCAUUUCCUUCUUUAACACCUUUGGUACACUUGUCGUACCCUGAGCAGCAAGAGUUGUGACAAUAACACAAAAGAUUUUUAUUUAAUACCACUGCCUCCUGGACCUUUGUAGGUCCUAUACCUUCUUUUCUAUCUAGGAUUUGUCACUUCAGACAGUUCUUAAAUCCUAACUCCUAAAGGUCAUGUUUUUUAAGCUCUGUCCCUACGGAUAGCACCUUUUCCCAGCAACAUUACUGUGACUAGCAUACAGGGAGAUAUUUCCUAAGCCACUUUUUUUCCUAGACUGGUGCAAAUAAAACUUGAG
Messenger RNA from Eubalaena glacialis (North Atlantic right whale), 5087 nucleotides. Its product is annotated as lysine-specific demethylase 5D. Gene Ontology annotation, cellular component: nucleus. Gene Ontology annotation, molecular function: histone demethylase activity; DNA binding. The record is from RefSeq and is a predicted model, not a curated record. Gene Ontology annotation, biological process: chromatin remodeling. NCBI's taxonomy places the organism in Eukaryota, Metazoa, Chordata, Mammalia, Artiodactyla, Balaenidae. The transcript is spliced from 27 exons. The coding region runs from base 203 to 4843 and encodes 1546 amino acids.